AUGAGGCCCGAAAAGGAUCUUGGAUCCGAGGCUCGGAAAGCAGGAGUCAACUGCCUCGAUAAGUUUUCCCAAAUCUUCUUUCUUCGCAGUCCAGCGGAGCGCUUCACUCGAGCUUAUAACUUGAUGCUAGCUCAUGUUUUUAAUCUUUCCAGUCCGGCGGAUCAGAUCCAGGAAGGAUUUAGCAAGCUAAUAAACGAGGCAGCUUUGUAUCCCGCGGAACCAAAUAGGACCGAGUUCUUCCAGAUGCGCGUGGUCAGCGAUCACAAAAGCAACGUGAAGGUCCAAAACAUGGGGGAACUGAUAUACGCGGAUAACUACGUGAUAAUAGUGGACUCCGAAAAGCGAUUAAAUAAUCUGAUAACGAAUCACACAAGCAAAAUGCGAUCGUGGAAUCCUGGAGCCCGUUUCCUAAUACUCUAUCACGAUGCCAAAAAUCGAAAUUUGGCUAAGAGUACAUCUACAGAAAUUUUCGAUGCCCUUAUGAAAAGAUUUUAUGUGCAUCGGGUGGCUUUACUCUAUGCCUCCACCCCCACUGACUAUAAUAUUCUGGUCAAUGAUUACUACAGCAACGUGGACUGUCGGAUUCUGAAUGUCCAGAGUUUGGGCCAGUGCCGCAAUGGAGACCUUUAUCCCAGUAGCAAGGUCGUUAAUGCUUCCAUGAAGGACUACUCGGCUGGAUUCAGUCCUAGGAACUGCACAUUCUUCGUUUGCGCUGCUAUCUCCGCCCCGUUUGUGGAAGCUGACUGCAUCAUGGGCCUAGAGAUGAGAAUCCUGGGAUUCAUGAAAAAUCGACUAAGCUUCUAUGUGAACCAAACCUGCAGUAAUGAGUCACGUGGCGAGAUGGAGCCCGACUUGAAAUGGACUGGCUUGCUCGGAAAAGUCCAGGAUAACGAGUGCGACUUUAUAAUCGGUGGCUUUUAUCCGGACAACGAGGUGGCCGACUACUUCUGGGGAUCUGAUACCUAUCUGCAGGAUGCACACACCUGGUACAUCAAGGUGGCCGAAAAACGGCCCGCCUGGCAAGCGAUGGUUGGAAUCUUUCAGGGCGAAACCUGGAUUGGCUUCAUCUUGAUUCUCGUAAUCAGCUGGUUGUUCUGGUUCGCAUUGGUGAAAAUCCUGCCGGAACCGAAAUACUACCAGCAGCUAAGUCUAACGGCCAUCAAUGCUCUGGCUGUAUCCAUUUCGAUAGCCGUUCAGGAGCGUCCCAUUUGCGAGGCUACCAGGCUGUUUUUCAUGGCCUUGACCCUGUAUGGCUUGAAUGUGGUGGCUACCUACACGUCCAAAAUGAUAGCCACUUUUCAAGAUCCCGGAUACCUUCACCAGCUUGAUGAACUCACUGAGGUGGUGGCACACGGGAUUCCCUAUGGCGGCCACGAGGAGAGUCGCGAUUGGUUCGAGAACGACGAUGAUAUGUGGAUUUUCAAGGGAUACAACAGCUCGGCCGAGUUUCUCCCGCAGACGAAGAACUUGGAGGCGGUUAAGUGGGGCACGCGGUGCAUCCUGAGCAACCGCAUGUACACGAUGCAGAGUGCCCUGGCGGAUGAUAUAUACGCCUUUCCCUACAACGUCUUCAGUAGUCCGCUGCAGAUGAUCAUGAAGGCGGGCUUUCCCUUCCUCUUUGAGAUUAACAGAAUCAUCCGAUUGAUGCGGGACGUGGGAAUCUUCCAGAAGAUCGACGCUGACUUUAGGUAUAAUAACACGUAUCUAAACAGGGUGAGCAAGAUGCGACCGCAAUUCGCGGGCACCGACAUUGUCCUGACCACGGAGCAUUUGAAAGGACCGUUUGGCAUCUUGGUGGUUGGCAUCUUCUGUUCCGCCCUCACGUUUCUGGGCGAGCUAAUGAUCCGGAAUUGGCGGUGCCAGAUGGUCACCAGAACUAAGCAGCAGGGCAGGAACAAGAAGAGGAGGAGGCAGCGCAGAAGGAAGUACCCAAAGGAUGGCCACUGGCAGCGCCAAGUUCAAGUGGCUCCAGUCGUACGAUUUACGCCAGUCAAACGACGCAAAGUUUUGUAG
This is a messenger RNA of Drosophila eugracilis, 2013 nucleotides long. RefSeq lists its product as uncharacterized. Bases 1 to 2013 code for a protein of 670 amino acids. The transcript is spliced from 2 exons. Lineage: Eukaryota; Metazoa; Arthropoda; Insecta; Diptera; Drosophilidae. The record is from RefSeq and is a predicted model, not a curated record.